AGGGCUUCAAUUAUUUGAAUGGCAGUAGAAUACCGAUGCUGCGGAACGGGGUUCUUUCUUCACAUAUCGAUAAUAGCUUUGCUAGUGUUGUUUGCUGGAUUGAUGUCUGGACUCACGUUGGGCCUCAUGUCCAUGAGCCUGGUUGAUCUUGAAGUUCUUGCUAAGUCUGGAACACCCAGUGAUCGGAAACAUGCUCUGAAAAUCCUUCCAGUUGUGAGAAGACAACAUUUAUUGCUCUGUACCCUUCUAAUCUGCAAUGCUGCUGCCAUGGAGACACUUCCAAUUUUUCUCGAUAGCCUGGUUUCUACCUGGGGAGCUAUCCUUAUUUCUGUAACCUUGAUACUACUCUUCGGUGAGAUUAUACCACAAGCAGUUUGUUCUCAACAUGGAUUGGCAAUUGGUGCAGCAGUGGCUCCAUUUGUUCGAAUUCUCGUUUGGAUUUGUUUUCCUGUCGCAUAUCCAAUAAGCAAGCUACUAGACAGAUUGUUGGGGAAAGGACAUGAAGCUCUUUUUCGUCGAGCUGAGUUGAAAACACUGGUUGAUUUUCAUGGAAAUGAGGCUGGAAAAGGAGGAGAACUUACACGAGAUGAGACAACGAUCAUCACUGGAGCACUUGAACUCACUGAGAAAACAGCCAGGGAUGCAAUGACUCCUAUAUCUGAAACCUUUUCAGUUGAUAUUAACGCCAAACUUGACAGAGAUUUGAUGAGGCUAAUCUUGGAGAAAGGACAUAGCAGGGUUCCAGUUUAUUCUGAGCAAGAAAGAAAUAUAAUUGGACUUAUUUUGGUGAAGAACUUAUUGAGCAUCCAUCCAGAAGAUGAAGUGUCUGUAAAGAAUGUCACUAUUCGUCGGAUCCCAAGAGUCUUGGAGACUAUGCCUUUAUAUGACAUACUAAAUGAGUUUCAGAAAGGUCAUAGCCAUAUGGCUGUUGUUGUAGGACAGAACAGUCACACAGUGGAGCAUUCUGGCAGUGAACUCCCAACUGAUGUGAAAGAUGUGAGGGUGGACAUUUAUGGGGACAAGCAUUAUCCCCAAGAGAAAAUGUUGAGGACCAAGAGAACACUCAAGAAGUGUAGAAGUAACACUGACGACACAGAUAACUCAGAGAGAGGAACCUCAAAGAGCAAGAAGUGGGGAAAGGGCUUGCACCCAGAAGUUCUGAAUAUUGAUGACACUCCCCUUCCAAAGCUCAGUGAAGGAGAAGCUAUUGGCAUAAUAACAAUGGAAGAUGUCAUUGAAGAAAUCUUACAAGAGGAGAUCUUUGAUGAGACAGAUCAUCGCCAUGAAAGCUCGUAGUUUCGUUUUUUCUGUUGCCAAGCACACUACAAUAGUACGAAGACUAUUACUCUGGACGGGAAAGAAAAAUCCAUUCCUUAUCCAAGAGCCGGAAAUUCAGCAGGUGGGCCAAUAAAGAGAUUUGAAAUUGUACUGAUGACCAUGAAUUAUUUUCUGAGCGAAAAAAAGUAGUUAUUCUCUGGUUGCUUUUUGUAACUGAUUUAUGUAUUGGAGAAUAAAGAGAAAUAAUAAUAAAAUAA
Molecule: messenger RNA, 1535 nt
Organism: Vitis riparia (riverbank grape)
Lineage: Eukaryota; Viridiplantae; Streptophyta; Magnoliopsida; Vitales; Vitaceae
Product: DUF21 domain-containing protein At2g14520-like
Exons: 11
Coding region: 19-1296 (425 amino acids)
Biological process (GO): magnesium ion homeostasis
Cellular component (GO): intracellular membrane-bounded organelle
Source: RefSeq, a predicted model, not a curated record